This is a messenger RNA of Phycodurus eques (leafy seadragon), 1024 nucleotides long. It is a transcript of the gene sumo1, whose product is annotated as small ubiquitin like modifier 1. Gene Ontology annotation, biological process: protein sumoylation. Gene Ontology annotation, cellular component: PML body; nucleus. The transcript has 5 exons. The record is from RefSeq and is a predicted model, not a curated record. The coding region runs from base 108 to 413 and encodes 101 amino acids. Gene Ontology annotation, molecular function: ubiquitin-like protein ligase binding; protein tag activity. Lineage: Eukaryota; Metazoa; Chordata; Actinopteri; Syngnathiformes; Syngnathidae.
CGUUUCCUGUGAGUCACAUUAACAACAUCUCGUCUGAGUUAAGCUAAGUGUGCUUAUGAGCUAACCUACUCUCAUUCUAUUAGUGCAUUUCUCCCAUAUAGGAAAACAUGUCAGAUACGGAGACAAAACCCUCGAGCCAAGACUGCGGUGAUAAGAAGGAUGGGGAGUACAUCAAGUUGAAGGUGAUCGGGCAGGACAGCAGUGAAAUCCACUUUAAAGUGAAGAUGACAACACAUCUGAAAAAGCUGAAGGAGUCUUACAGCCAGAGACAGGGAGUCCCGGCAAGUACACUCAGGUUUCUGUUUGAAGGACAGAGAAUUGCAGAUAAUCAAACUCCAAAAGAGCUGGGAAUGGAGGAUGAGGACGUCAUUGAGGUAUAUCAAGAACAGACAGGCGGACUUUGGAACGAUUAAACCGCUUGUAUUCGUACUUUGUAUCUUGUUUUUUUAUGAAUUUAUUUUGUUCACUUCCAAACCAUCUGGAUCAAAACUAUCUGGGCUUCCAUGCAGUGGGACAGAAAGGUGAGGAUGAGGACUGGAGUGUGUUGCAGGAGGGCUCAUGAGCUCACCAUCUAUGUCAUGUGAUGACACAACUGGGAUUUGUAUGGGAGUCUCUCUGGUUUCAUCUCUCUCAAGGAAGCCAUGUCCUGUAAUGUCACGUACACAAACAUUCUGCAGCAACGGCAUCAGGAUGUAAACAAGUGACAUACAAUUUUUGAUGUACUUAAUUUUAAGCAUUGCAUUUCCCUUGUACAGAAUUGCAAAGCCCAACUGUUUGCUUUGGGGUGGUGAUGCAAUAAUUUGUAAGAGACCACUGUCUACAUUUGCAAAUGUUUCCCAUGAAUUGAUGUGGUAUUGGGUAUGGAUUGUUUCUUUUUUAAAUAACAAUGUUAACUGUGCUUGUACAUGUUGGUCUCUGUUUUAGAGUGUUUGAGAGAUAAAAACAUGUUUAUCUCCUGUGUGGUCUACUGCUCAUAUUGGAAGUUUUCAUUGUGUAAAUAAAAUGCUUGCUGCAUCUGUUUGGA